UCAAUCUCAUGACGAGAACAUGGCGACUCCUCAGUUAGCCGAAUCUACAUUGAAAAAGGCUAAAGAAGCCACUCAAGAAGAAAUUGAUAAUUUAUGUACAACCAUCAGUGAGUUACUGACCCAACCAGACAAGUCAUCUGAAGCCUCCAGUCUUUUGAGGCAGCUCUUUAUAAUUUUACAAGCAUCAGAAAUAAACGCAGAGCCAUGCAUCCCACCAAGUCUGAUAAAAAGUAUGCUUCAUAUUGUGAGCACAACUAACCAACAUAAAGGACAAGGGACAGGAUCAAAAUGUCAGCUCUGUCAGAUGGUCAUUUCAGAGUUACUUCCCAUGGACAAUCCAAUUGAUGGUCUACAUUGUAAUUUCAGUCUUGAAGAAACUAAUGUUAAAUUAGGUACCCUUAGCUUGUUACAAGAUAUACAUUCUCAGUGCAUAUUUAAUUCAUUACCUGACAUUGUCAAAUGGCUGCAGUCUCAAGACUUUGAAAAACAAAAAUCUGGUCUGUUUCUGAUGACACUAGUUUCCUAUGCUCACGGCAAGUCAGUACAGACUGGUGUUUUAGCUGACACAAGUAAAAAACUGUCCCAAUGGCUCAGCUCUGCCAGUCUGUGUCAGGCCCCAAACCCCAGGACAUUGAACCCAUUUAGGAAAGAUGAAGAGAACAGCGUGACUGAAAUAGAUGGAACAGCCAACACCAACAUUUUUACUGUGCUAAGUUUAGGUCAAUAUUACACAGAGGACCAGCUUCUCAAUGUCUUUAGCUUUUCCUGCUUGUACAAGUGGAUUCUGGGAGUGAGUUCCAGCCUGGCUGAUGUAUCAGAGACCAGCUGUGUGAGCCCAGACACUGAGGUCAUCAUACAGAAGGUGGUUGGUGCUCUGGUUCCCAAGUCUGUGGACUACUGUCUCAGGGUGCUGGAGCAGAGUGAGAGAAAGGCCAAAGUCCAGUCAGACGUAGAGCUUCAAGCUGCAUGUCUAAUAGAGGCUGUCCAAGUUUUAGACAUGGUCUGUACUUUAGACAAAGGUCAAACGGCUCAUGUGUUCCAGGAGUUAAAGAGGCUCAACUCACGGCUAAUCCAGGAUUGUCUCCCCUCCCCUGCUCUCAUUUAUAUCUUAAAAUUUUAUUUUCACCACAGUUCCACUGUUGUCCAUGACCCUCGUGAGACAUUUCGCCACUUUUUUUCCACGAUCAUCUCGGCCCAGUUCAAGGACCAAGGUCUGGUGUACGAUGCAGUAGAGUUUCUCUACUCCAACCUAUCUGAGCUGGCUGACACAACUAAUAUACUCACAGCUUUCUUUCCUAAUUUGUUUAAGAUCUUGGCAUGGCACCCAAGACUUUUUAUGAAUGAGUUUACAAUGAUCCUGCCUGCAAUGAUGAACUGGGACACCUCCAUCGAGAUAUUUCACUUACUGCUAGACCUACCCUGCAUGACAGCAGCCUUAGAAGUGAUGGAGAAAGUGAAAAAGCUGGAGCCAUCCACAACCCCAAUUGAUGUUGAGCCAAGUAAUUCUGUUGAUGCCUUUAACAGUCCACGGUUUAGGCCUUUGUUUAAUUACAUCACGCGCAGUGAGAGUGGUCAAGGUGAUACCAUUGACAGACUGUCAAGUCUACACUCUGUACUAAAAGACUGUCAGGGCAGCACGCGUGUCAUGGUCUGCAGUCAGCUGGUCCCCAUAUUACUCAGAAUUUGGUUUAAAUCUGUCCAGACCAGUGAAGACCCAGCAUUCAUUGGACUUUUGAUUCCUGUUAUUCUUGAGAGAUCUGGAAUCAUUUACAGCAUACCUGAGCUGAUAGAGGAUGUACACAGGAUAUUUGCGGAGGAGUUGGUUGAGCUGUGUGGAAAGUUCCCAGAGAUAGUGGUACACCAGCAGUGUGAGAUGGCAGAGUUCCUUCACACUACAGCCAACUUGGCAGGUCGGCUUGACAUUUAUGCUAAUCUGAUCUACGCAGUGGGUGAGUACAGCUCACUCAUGCACACACCUGACUGCACUUCAGAUGUCAUAGGCAAGUACUACGAGUGCCUGGAAGUUGUGACCUAUGAACUUUUGGGUCACCUGACUAGCCCGGAUCAUGACAGCAGCAUUCCAAAAAUAGUAUCGACAUUAAUGUCAGCACUGACCAAGUUGGCCUCUAGAAGUCAUGACCUCAUCCCUAGGGCCAUCCUGUGUCUGACCAAAAUAUCCAAACAACAAAGCCUGGUACUGCUCAAGCCUUUCACUAAAGAGUUUUUGAUGCACAGGGCAACCUCUCUUAUUUCCAUCUUAAAGAAUCCUGAUUCUGCAUCAAUGAUUCUCAGUCCUAAUCAAGAAAUGUAUACGGCCAAGUGGCAUCUAAACAACACCAGCAUGCCGUCUAUACUGAGGGGGAUCAAUAGACUUCUUACCCAGAGCUGAUGUGGGGGUUUACGUGGGAGUUUAUGUGUGGGUUUAUGUG
Physella acuta is the source of this 2429-nucleotide messenger RNA. Its product is annotated as AP-5 complex subunit zeta-1. NCBI's taxonomy places the organism in Eukaryota, Metazoa, Mollusca, Gastropoda, Physidae. Gene Ontology annotation, cellular component: AP-5 adaptor complex. The record is from RefSeq and is a predicted model, not a curated record.